This is a messenger RNA of Nanorana parkeri, 2162 nucleotides long. RefSeq names its product solute carrier family 5 member 12 (gene SLC5A12). The coding region runs from base 50 to 1960 and encodes 636 amino acids. The transcript is spliced from 16 exons. Gene Ontology annotation, molecular function: symporter activity; lactate transmembrane transporter activity. NCBI's taxonomy places the organism in Eukaryota, Metazoa, Chordata, Amphibia, Anura, Dicroglossidae. The record is from RefSeq and is a predicted model, not a curated record. Gene Ontology annotation, biological process: transmembrane transport; sodium ion transport. Gene Ontology annotation, cellular component: membrane.
AUUUUUAUGAGCAUUUUUUUGGUUUUGCUAACUGUAUUUUUGUAGCACAAUGUCUCAAUUUGUUGUACCUAAAAUUAUUACCUUUGCUGCUUGGGACUUUGUUGUAUUUGCAUCCCUAUUUUUAGUAUCUGCAAGCAUUGGUGUAUUUUUUGCCAUAAAAGAGAGAAAAAAGACAACAUCUGCAGAUUUUCUUAUUGGUGGAAGAUCGAUGACAUGUGGACCAGUAGCUUUGUCUCUAACUGCCAGCUUUAUGUCAGCAGUGACAAUUUUAGGUGCUCCUGCAGAGGUAUACCGUUUUGGAGCAUCCUUUGUCUUGUUUUUCAUAGCCUACACCUUUGUGGUUCUUUUUACGGCAGAGCUCUUCCUCCCUGUCUUUUACCGUUCGGGAAUCACUAGUACUUAUGAGUACCUAGAACUUCGCUUUAACAAACCUGUCCGUUUUUUUGCAACUAUUAUGUAUAUUUUACAAACGAUCCUCUAUACUGGAGUAGUAGUGUAUGCACCAGCUUUGGCCUUGAAUCAGGUGACUGGAUUUAAUCUGUGGGGAUCUGUGUUUGCCACUGGUAUUGUCUGCACCUUCUACUGCACAUUGGGAGGACUCAAAGCGGUUGUAUGGACAGAUGCUUUUCAGAUGAUUGUGAUGGUCGUUGGAUUUUUAUCGGUUCUUGUUGAAGGCACAAUCCAAAAUGGAGGUCCAAGCCAAAUAUGGCAGACAGCUAUGAACGGUUCACGUUUGGACAUUGUUGAUUUUAGCGUAGAUCCACUAAGAAGACAUACCUUCUGGACCAUUGCAGUGGGAGGAACAUUUACAUGGCUGGGCAUUUAUGGGGUCAACCAGUCAACUAUCCAGAGAUGCAUUUCCUGCAAAUCAGAAAAACACGCAAAACUAGCUCUGUACCUUAACCUGCUUGGACUGUGGGUGAUCUUGGUUUGCGCUGUGUUCUCUGGUUUGGUCAUGUACGCACAUUACGAAGGUUGUGAUCCUUGGACUGCAGGAUUUAUAAACGCUCCUGACCAGAUGAUGCCCUACUUUGUUAUGCACUUAUUUGCAAAAAUGCCUGGACUGCCUGGUCUUUUUGUGGCGUGUGCGUUUAGUGGUACAUUGAGCACUGUAGCUGCAAGCAUCAAUGCUCUUGCCACUGUCACCUUUGAAGACUUUGUUAAGUAUUUUUUCAAGGACAUUUCAGACAGGAAAAGUACCUGGAUUAGCAAAGGCUUAUGUGUGCUGUUUGGUGCAUUGUGUACAGUAAUGGCAGUAGUCGCAUCUUUUAUGGGUGGUGUUGUACAGGCUGCUCUUAGUAUCCACGGGAUGUGCGGUGGCCCCAUGUUAGGAUUAUUCUCUUUGGGGAUUUUGUUUCCAUGGACCAACUGGAAGGGGGCUCUGGGAGGUGUCCUAACUGGAUUCGUUAUGUCAUUUUGGGUUGCCAUUGGAGCAUUUAUAUAUCCAGCUCCAGCUUCCAAGACCCUGCCACUAAUACUAAGGACAGAUGAAUGCAUUCCACUAAAUGUAACUUCCACGAUGUCUACAUUUACCACCUUGUCUGCUACUACUGCACCACCACGGUCUGUCUUGGAAGAUAACUGGUACAGUAUAUCUUACCUCUACUACAGCGCUGUUGGCUACAUAAGCUGCGUCAUUGUAGGAUUAUUGAUCAGUGUUAUAACAGGUCCCCAACGUGGAAAGAAUGUUAAAUCACUGCUGAUAAGACCAGUCUGUAACCUGGUCUGCUUCUGGUCCGAGAAGUACAAGAAAAAGUGUUGGUGUGGAGUUGCCCAUGAUGAAAUAGAUGAAGAGCUGGAUUUUAACGGCUUGAAGAAAGAUAUUACAAUGAUGCCAGUGACAGACAAACCUGAAGAAAAUAAGUAUGAAAACAACUCCCUUCAUAAACCUCCACCUGGCUACAAUGAAGAAGAAAAAUCAUAUACAAACAGCGAUGUUGAUAAAGAAUCUCGUAUGUAAACAGCACAAUAUCCAUGAUGUUUACUGCAGCACUAGCACUCAUGUGUGUACAGAAACAACUACAAGAAUUCCAUUGAGCUCAAGUGUUUCUCUGCUGAACCCUCAUCAUUGUUUAUACACUGGCAGUGCUGAUCAGAAUGAAAUCAACUGUAUAGUAUUUAUCCUUUUUUUAUUCUUCCUAUAGUUCAUGUAAUUUACAACA